GACGCUCACGUCGAGGAGGUCAUAUGACUUACCCGCACUCUGCUGUAGUUCCGACUGAUAGCUGAAGACAGUGGUAAUGUGCACUAAUUUAACUCUAAUAACUAAUUUAUGUCUGGAAGUUAACACAGAUUUGCGUAAACGAAUGGGAUAAAGUCGUUGCGAUACUUUCCCCCUACUCUUAAAGAGAUACACGGACGAUGAAGCUGAUAAUCCUAAAUGACUACGACCAGGCAAGCGAGUGGGCUGCAAAGUACAUCAGAAACAAGAUUUUACACUUCCAACCUGGACCCAACAAGUUCUUCACAUUAGGACUCCCCACAGGAAGCACUCCUUUAGGAUGUUACAAGAAGCUGAUAGAAUACUACAAAAAUGGAGAAAUCUCCUUCGAGUUUGUGAAAACCUUCAACAUGGACGAAUAUGUUGGUCUUCCCAGAAAUCACCCUGAGAGCUAUCACUCCUUCAUGUGGAACAACUUCUUCAAGCACAUCGACAUAAGAGCAGAAAACGCCCACAUUCUUGAUGGAAAUGCAGCUGACCUUCAAGCAGAGUGCAGCUCCUUUGAGGAAAAGAUAAGAGAGGCCGGAGGGAUCGAGUUGUUUGUUGGAGGGAUUGGUCCUGAUGGCCACAUUGCCUUUAAUGAGCCUGGGUCAAGUUUGGUUUCCAGGACCAGAGUGAAGACGCUAGCAAAGGACACAAUCAUGGCUAACGCUCGAUUCUUUGAUGGAGAUCUCUCUAAAGUUCCCACCAUGGCCCUGACAGUGGGAGUGGGCACCGUCAUGGAUGCAAAAGAGGUCAUGAUCCUUAUCACUGGAGCACACAAAGCAUUUGCUUUGUACAAAGCAAUAGAAGAAGGUGUCAAUCACAUGUGGACAGUGUCGGCCUUCCAGCAGCAUCCACAGACAGUUUUCGUAUGUGACGAAGAUGCCACCUUGGAGCUGCGGGUUAAGACUGUCAAGUACUUCAAAGGGAUGAUGCAUGUGCACAACAGGCUAGUGGAAACACUUCCAUCCCAACAGAAGUGAAGAUGACCUCUUAUAUGGGACAAAAUAUCACAAAAAUACACUCCAAUCAUUCCUCUUGCAAUUUUAACUCCAGCUAGAGAUGAUGGUGAACAUCUACUCUAAUAUUUUUAAUGGCGCAGUGCAGGCUGUCAGGUUUUAAAUGAUUGUCAGCUUCGUGUCAUGUUUGUUCUUUGUAAUAAAAUGGGUGAUUUAUAUA
Gambusia affinis (western mosquitofish) is the source of this 1218-nucleotide messenger RNA. It is a transcript of the gene gnpda1, whose product is annotated as glucosamine-6-phosphate deaminase 1. NCBI's taxonomy places the organism in Eukaryota, Metazoa, Chordata, Actinopteri, Cyprinodontiformes, Poeciliidae. The transcript has 7 exons. Gene Ontology annotation, biological process: D-glucosamine catabolic process; N-acetylneuraminate catabolic process; carbohydrate metabolic process. Gene Ontology annotation, cellular component: cytoplasm. The coding region runs from base 198 to 1022 and encodes 274 amino acids. Gene Ontology annotation, molecular function: glucosamine-6-phosphate deaminase activity; identical protein binding. The record is from RefSeq and is a predicted model, not a curated record.